Bombus huntii is the source of this 2187-nucleotide messenger RNA. Its product is annotated as WASH complex subunit 1-like. Gene Ontology annotation, cellular component: early endosome; recycling endosome; WASH complex. The record is from RefSeq and is a predicted model, not a curated record. Gene Ontology annotation, biological process: endocytic recycling; Arp2/3 complex-mediated actin nucleation; exocytosis. Gene Ontology annotation, molecular function: gamma-tubulin binding; actin binding; alpha-tubulin binding. Bases 295 to 1857 code for a protein of 520 amino acids. NCBI's taxonomy places the organism in Eukaryota, Metazoa, Arthropoda, Insecta, Hymenoptera, Apidae. The transcript is spliced from 4 exons.
UCUAUUUAGUUGUCACAUACAUGAACACUUCGUAAAAAUAAUUACUGGCAGAUCUACGUGUAAAUCUACAUGUAAACUUUCCAAAAGAACUAUUAAAUUUAUUUUGAUUAUCAUACGAUUGUAUGGAUCAGGUUAACUGGUGAUGAUAAGUGUACUAAAAAUUUAAUCUAUGUAAAAUGUUUUGUAUGUGGCUAAAUGUUAACGUAAUUAUGUGUGUGUAUUAUGCUGCAAUGGAACAUAAUAUGAUUUUUUAUUGAGUUAAGAAAAUAUACAUAUUAUUAAAAAACAUUAACAAUGCCAAACCGAACUGAAAUUGGUGUUAUUCCUGAUAAUUUAAGGCACGAGGAAACAAUAGUUCAAAUAGCAGAAGCUCUCGACAAUCUAGAUUCUGCUGUUAAUUAUAUAUUUGAGUCUAUUGAUAAAAGGCUUUUUCAAAAUGGUCAAAGAUUGUCAAAUGUUAAAGAUAGGGCCACAAAACUUCAAGAUCGAUUAAAAUAUUUACAAACUAACUUAAAUUUAAAAGCUGUAAAAAUGUUUUCUGCUGCAAGGUAUCCUGCUAGUCACACAUACAAAGAAUAUGAAUUGGCUAUACCGCCUCAGUGUGAUGAUAUCAAUAAGAUACCAAAAGUUUACAAAUGUUCUGUACCUAUAAGAGAUAUUCCUGAAACAUAUCUAUCUUCUAAUUGUAAAACAGAAGAUGGCCAAUAUGUAUCAAAUAAUAAUCUGCAAGAAAAGCUACAAUUUUAUCAUGUUCGAUCUAAAUCUAAUAAAGAACUUUAUACAGAUAACAACGAAGUGACAUUCCCUUUUGAAUUAUCUUCGAUCAAUUCUCUAUUGUUCAGUAGUAUGGACAAUCCAUAUAAGAUAUCUACUAAACAGACUUCCCACAAAUUAAAUGACAAACAGCAAAUAGAAGAUGCACCAGAUUCAAUUAUACAACCAUGGUUAUCAUCAGAAAUGGAUUUAUCUAGUAGUUAUCUAUAUACACCAACCUUAGGAGAGGUGCCACAGAUAAAUGUGCCGCUAAUACUUCCGGAUCUACCUGGAAUUGUAGACGAUGAAAAAUUCGUUUUAGAUUUUAAUUCUCAAAGUCCUAUUGCACCUUCCUCAGCAGUAACCACUCCUACCGUUCGGCUUGAUCUACCAACUCCAACAUCAACAAUAGACGAGAAGGAUUCGAGUACAAAACAUGACCGAACUAUCCCAAACUUACCUGGCUUUGCCGAUACCGAUUUCUCAAAAGAUUCUACUGAGCCUGCUCCACCACCUCCUCCUCCUCCCUUGAUCGCAUCAGACACGUCGACUUCUGCUUCUUCGAACUCUAAGACUGAUAGCCGUUCCUCAUUAGUCUCAUCGUUGUUAGAUCCAUCGAUACCACCGCCACCGCCACCGCCACUACCACCGCCACCUCUUUCUCCUCCACCGCCUCCACCGCCACUGCCUCCAGCUGAAUCCAAAACAACCAUUCCUGAAUCUCAAACUAAAGAUUCAGACAAAAAGAAAAUUGUUAAGGAUCUGAAUAAAGCAAUCAAACCGGAUGUCAGAUCUAAUUUAAUGGAAGCUAUUCGCAACGCUGGUGGUAUAGGAAGGGCGAAACUGAGACAUACUGUACCACCAGAGGAAAAAGAAGGAAAUCGUUGGUCCUCUGCAUCCGUUGGAGGAGAUUUAAUGGCUGAUUUGCACGCAAAAUUAGCACUCAGAAGGAAGGGAAUCGCUGGGUCCGGAGGUAGUGCUCUCGAAAGAAUGUCCAGCUUGAUUCCUCCUCCUCCCAAACCAAGCGAUGCAGUUGCGUCAGAUAGAAAUUCGGCCACCAGCGAGUAUGACUCUCAACCAGAUACCGAUGAUUGGGACGAGUAACGCUACUCGAUAUUGUUAAUUAUGUACAGUUUCUAAUUCAAAUUUCAUUCACUUAUCAUAUUUAACAUUUCAUGUAUAGUUCCAUUCAUAAAUUAUUGGAAACUUACUUGGGAAAUUUAUAACAAAAUAGAAUUUAUGUUAUAAAAUAAUCUAAUUUUGUAAAACAUGUUAGUGUUUGUAUAUUUGUUAAUUGUAUAUAUACAUAUAUUAUGCAGAAAAGAUCUAAAAUUAUACAUUGAAUUCAUUAUUUUUAAUAAUUAUAUUUCAAAUUCAUUUUUUGUAAUUUUUAUUAACGAUUUCAUUAAAUAAUUUCAAUUUUAAAAACUUGUA